UUGGCUACAGACCGUUUCAAACUGCUUCGCGUGUUACCACGGAAAUCAUCGCGUUUUAGCUGAGUCUGAGCUGGCUGCUCGGUUGGCUUUUAUCCUGAUUAAGUAACGGCCGGAUAAAGACAGCGAGAGCCCUACAGCGUUUCGUCCUCUACAGCUAUACUCUCCGUUUGAGCAAGAAGUCAAGGGCGAUUUAACUAUCAAUGGAGUACUGGAUGCCGGCUUUCUGUUUAGUUCGAAGCGUGAUCCCGCUGAAAUGAAAUAUCUUCUUCCUGGAAAGGAGCACGAUCAGGAUCAGGAUCAGGAUCACACUGCACCGCAAAGCAAGAAAAAGCCGCUUAAAGGGCUCGUUCAGACCGAACAGGUUUUUGAGCUUAAAAGACGCAGCUAGACGCAGCGCAACGAAUUGAACAGAGCUCUGCUGUAUCUAGACGCGUUUUAACUUGACACGGCGUUUAAAAAACGCGGCGCAAUGGUCAAAGACGUCCGUCUAGCCUAGCGCAUGUUUACAUAGAUAAAAACAACGGAAACAAGCAGGUUUGGUGUGAACGGCCCCUUAAACGGUUAAAACUGCACUUAACCUUGGAAAAAUAGAGAAAUGAGUCGCGACACAGACAGUUGAAUGGUGAGAACUGUUCUCUCUUCCCCUUUUGAGAUAAAACAUCGUUACGAUACACGAUGCGCCGGACUCAUAUGACUGUUCUCACGACGAUCUAUUAAUGUACCACAGUGCAUCUUCAUUUGACGGAGGAAACCGCUACAUUAAUUAUGCACGGGCAGAGCAUGCAUAAUACACCGAGGGGUGACGCUCGGUUUCUGAGACCGGCCGGGUGCGCGACCGUGUCCCACAUGACCUAGUUUCAAAGAGAAGCUUGAAUGCAUGAGAGAUGCAGCCGCAGUGAGAAGCAAAAGAGACCUUCAGCACUAAACAUGCACACUGUUUGCUCACAUGUGUGACCGGGACGAAUGUGGAGAAAGUCUUGUGAACCUCAGGUGACAGAGACGUGACCUGAACGUCACGGCCAGAUCAUUCACAUGGAAAGAGCCAUCCGCAGUGAUCUGUUUAUGUUGUUUUUAAAUGAAUUUACCUCGCCAAUAACUUUCCAGACAUGAGUGAAGAGCAACCUUUGUACCUGCAACAGCAUCGGAUUAUUUAUUUCUGCUGAGCCUGAGACCACUGUCAUUUUUGGACAUGGAGCCACAUGAAUCGCCUUUGCAAGCUGCAAUCUGCACAUAAUUACACUAAAUGCUUCAAAUGGAUUACUGCGCUUUGCUGAAAGAUAAUUACGUUCCUGAAAUCAGUUCUGAAAGCAAUACUGGCUAGUAAAUGACUACCUCCAACAUGAUGUAGUGCUUGCUUUACGUGUUAUCUGUUUAACUUAUCUGAAACAACAUUAAUUCUAAGCUCAGGUGAUCAUUCUGCAGUCUUUGUCUUCUGAAACAGUGUGAACAUUAUUGAACCAGAGUUACAUUCAGCAACCAUGUGGUCAUUGCCAUUAGUACGUCACACUGACGUUCCACCGAGAGUGACUGAGAACUUCAUUUUGUCAGGUUAUCGUUUCCCCAACUACAGCCUCCGGCAGUGCCUGGCCUCUGCUUUUCGUCCCACCAAUGAGACUGGAAACUUCUGGACGCACUUCCUCCCUAUCUUUGUGUUUGCCUUCCACUUUCUGGAGGUGUUUGCGUGGGAAGGAGCGCCAGAACCUAGCAACCCUUUUUUCUACCCUUUCUGGAACUACUUCCUCGGGGUGUUCUACCUGCUGCUAGCCAGCAGCCUGGCUCAUCUACUCAACUCCAUGUCUCUCAUCAUUCGAGAAAUCUGUUUCUUUGUGGACUAUGGAACCAUCAGUGCAUAUACAGUGGGUUCCUCACUGGCAUAUUACUACUACAUCCAUCCUCAAGCAGGAAUUCCAGAGAUUGGGUUGUGGGGACGGAAUGCUUCCCAAAGAAAGGGCCUGGACAUUGACGAGGAGGCGUGGCCCUCUACAUCUCUGCCCUCUCAUCUGUGGGGGUUCCGCACAUUUUUUGAAAGCCUCUACAUUCCGUCCUCCUGCCUGGUUGCUAUCGUAUGUGUCCUCACCUGCUGCAACACCAGACAGCGCUGGCGGAGGUACCGCUAUGCAGUGCGUACCCUCGUCUUCCUAAUCCCCUUUUUCGUAUCCUCCACCCCUGUCUUCUACCGUCUCCUGAGUCCCUCCCCUUACACCCCCCCUGCUCCCUCAUCCUCCUCCCCUGAUUUGUUCUCUACCAUGGCUGCCUUCUUCUACCGCCACUGCUUCUGGCUGGUGGUAUCUGCCAUCUUCAAUAUCAGUAAGAUUCCAGAGCGCUUUUCUCCUGGGAAUUUUGAUAUCUGGGGUCACAGCCAUCAGUGGUUCCAUUGCUGCACCUUCCUGUCCAUUUUGGACGAGCUCCAAAUGAUCAAAGUGGAGAUGCGGGCCCUGCUUCUCAGCCCAGCACUUAUACUGUCGCCUGCAACACCACCUAGGCUCCCUGGACCAACUCUCUGGUCCACUUAUGGGGUUAUGGUGCUCCUGCAGGUGUGUAUAGCGAGCAUCAUAGCCUGGUUUGGCUGGGAUGCAUAUCAUAUCUAUGCACCAGAGCAAAACAAGCUGAAGAGACAUUAGGAAGUGCCACGACAUGUUGGUCAGAUUAAAAACUAUCCAUUAGCACGAGGAUUUUACUCUGUUAAUGUCAUAAUAAGGUUGACCUUCGACACUUGCAGUUUGAACUUUUCUAACAAUAAUUCAAAGUUUGGGGCACUGAUUAAAGGGGGAGUUCACUCAAAUAUAAAUAUUCUGUCAUUUACUCACCCUCAUCCCUUUAAUAGAAAAACAAAAUGCUCAGAGGCAUUAUCAUUUGACCCAAAUUAUGAAUGUUUUAGCAACUUUCAGUGUAAGUGCGGUCAAGGGAUGUUGUUUUCUUGUUGUAGGGCGGCCAAGUGCCCUGCUGCUCUGUAGUCAGCAAGCUGACUGUGCCACAUUUGCUCCCUUGGGAAUGUAUAGAACUUAAGUGAGAAUUUUGAGAACAUUCUGGAACAAACAUUUAAGAGGGAUUUAAAAUGAGGAUCAUUGUUAUUUUAGUAGGAGAUCUUUUAUUGUACUAGCACUCUUUAUCAUUUAACUUGCUACCUGAAAUGGUCUUCCUCUCUAUUCUCUUUUUUAUCUCGCUUUUUCUCUCAUCCACCCACUCACAUUUCCUCCCUCUUUUUAGCAAACCCUUUGAACAGGAAGUGCAGACAAACAGCAUGCAGACAAGCACAAAUAGCUUCAGCCAAAAUGUUUCGAGGCUGAGGGAAAUGAGAGGGGUGCGGUUUCAUGCUGCUUUACACCUAGCGCUGCACUUUACAACCCUUAUUUUGAAUGAAUUUUACAGCUUCCCUCAAUCACUACUAUGAAUUAUAGAUUUUAAUUAAGAUGAGAGACAACACAGGUAGUAAAUGUAGAUUUCAAUAUAAAUACUGUAUCUAUUUUAAUCUAUGCAUGGCAGUUGAUUGUACACACUUUUCCAUAACUUGACAAUUGGUUUUAAGGCCUAGAAUUGAUUGGAGGACUGAAUGGAGAAAAACAAAGCCAUAUCAUUGUUUUAAAAACAUAUCAGCAAGUACUGUUUUUUUACAUUAAAGGCCAGUUUUGCAGAAGCAGAUUAACUGUAGUCAUAGACUACACAAUAUUAUCAGUGGCAGAUCAGCAUUAUUAAAACUUAGUCCAGGUGUAAGGAUUCAACCUAGUUGUGUACAGCCUUGAGGGUCUCACUGGGCUUUCUACUGGUAAACUGAGAUUUCAUUCAACCAGUCGGAUGCUUUCGGUAAGCGGUGCUCUUAUGAGUGUGCUAAGUGCUGUAGUGAAACACUGACUGAUAAUACUUGCAGUGUAUUUAGUCUGAGAGUAUGGUGUGGUUUAACAAUAUUUGUGAAUUUCUGCGUCAACAUUUGUCAGUCUACUGCAUGUGUUUCUGUUGCUGUGAAUGACAAAUUGGAGUUGUUGAUGAUAUAUUGUGGCUGUCAAAAAUGAUGUUUUGUCUCUGUUGUUCUUUCCUCAUAAUUCUAAGUCAGGCAGGCUGAAUAGUUGCAAUAAGUGUGAGGACAUAUUUAGAGCAUUUCUUUACUUCGUCUUAUGUAUUUGAUCAGAUUAACUCAUUCAUUAGUUUUGUAAGCCAUGUAAUAGUUAGUUCACACUAAUUCUUUGUUGUUACAUUGCACUGUUGCACAAGCUUAGUAUUAAAAUCUAGACAGAAUUUAUGAUUUGCACAUAAAUGUUUGCGUUAGUCUUUUAUUUUAAAGGAAUAGUUCACCCAAAAAUGAAAAUUCUCUCAUCAUUUACUCACACUCAGCCCAUCCCAGUUGUGUAUGACUUUAUUUCUUCUUCAGUACACAAACAAAUUUUUUUUUUUUUUUAAAUAUCUCAGCUCUGUAGGUCCAUACAAUGCAUCUGAAUGGUGACCGGAACUCCAAAAAGCACAUAAAGGAAGCAUCAAAUUAAUCCAUGUCUUCAGAAGCUAUAUAAUAGGUGUUGGUGAAAACAAUAUCAAUAUUUAAGUCCCUUUUUUACUAUAAAUCUCCACUUUCACUUCCAAAUUCUUCUUUUGUUUUUUGGUGAUUUUCCAUUCUUCACGCAUAUCACCACCUAUUGGUCAAAGGUGGAGAUUUAUAGUAAAAAGGACUUAAAUAUUGAUAUGUUUAUCACCCACACCUAUCAUAUCGCUUCUGAAGACAUGGAUUAAACCACUCGAGUCUUAUGGAAUACAUUUAUGUUUCCUUUAUGUGCUUUUUAGAGCUUCAAAGUUCUGGCCACUAUUCACUUGCAUUAUAUGGACUUACAGAACUGAGAUAUUAUUCAAAAAAAUCUUAAUUUGUGUUCUGCUGAAGAAAGAAAGUCAUACACAUGUGGGAUGGCACGAGGGUGAGUAAAUGAUAAGAUAAUUCUCUUUUUGGGUUUGACUAUUCCUUUAAAAGGGACCUGUCAUACAUUUUAAUCCCAUUUUAAAAUGUUGAGCAGGCUUGUCUACAAAAAUUGUUUUGAGACAGCAUGGAUGGACUUUCUUCCAAAACUUGCAACAUCAUUUGUUUGACAUCGUGCAGAAAGCAGGUCUGACAAAUGUCAGUACAAUUAGGACAAUGUUUGUCAUCUCUUAUUGCUGUCCUUACGCUGUAAUAAGACAUAUAGUUAUAGUUCAAAUGUACAAGAGACUAAACCUGUAUCAAAUAUAUAUUUAAUUUACAGUACGCUGUGGAGAUGGACAAAAAUAUGAAUAUUUAAAAAAAGUAUAUGUUUGAUACAGGUUGAUUAGAAAUUCUAGUUCUAGAACAGUUCGCCUAGAACAGUUGUAGUUCUCAGGGGAGAAGACUUGCAAUCUUAAUGCACUGGUAACUAUGCUGUAUGCCGAAUGCUGUAGUGUGAAUUUAUCGUCAUGGUUUAUUCAAGUAGAUCAUGCUAAUAUAUCUUAUUUAUUAAGAUAUAGGAUUAAAUAGGAAAAUUUAGGAUAUUUACAGUUUUAGCACAUAUUAAUAUAUAUAUGAUUAUUGUACCACUAGAUUCUAUUUCAAAAUGUAUAUUAAGAGAUGAUUACUAGAGAUCAAUAAAUUGAAAUGGUAAAUCUGC
Molecule: messenger RNA, 5594 nt
Organism: Myxocyprinus asiaticus (Chinese sucker)
Lineage: Eukaryota; Metazoa; Chordata; Actinopteri; Cypriniformes; Catostomidae
Gene: paqr9
Product: progestin and adipoQ receptor family member 9
Exons: 1
Coding region: 1479-2621 (380 amino acids)
Cellular component (GO): membrane
Molecular function (GO): signaling receptor activity
Source: RefSeq, a predicted model, not a curated record